CAACCUGCUUAUAAAGGGCUCGCACGUUGUUGCUCUACAUUAGUGCAUAUUGCCGUAUUUUGGGUCACUUCACGCACAAAGACAUUCGCUCUCAUGGCGUUGGACUUGCUUCAUUCUGCCGAAACGCCGUUUUACUGGGUCGGUGCAUUUACCACGACCUCAUUCUUGCUGUGGCUGCUCUAUAAACUUAUCACCGGCAUUCGGAUAUGGGUUAUUGGGAACGGAGAUUUACUUUCUCCUAAAUUGGGAAAAUGGGCAGUUGUGACUGGCGCCACGGACGGCAUUGGGAAAUCCUACGCUGAGGAGCUUGCUCGCAGAGGUUUUGCCUUGAUGCUCAUAAGUCGUUCCCAGGAGAGACUAGAUGACGUCUCCCAAUCACUCAAGAGCAUGUACAAGGUGGAGACCAAGACCAUAGCUGUGGACUUUGGAGGGGCGGACAUCUACCCAAAGAUUGAAGCCGGACUGGAAGGGCUGGAAAUUGGAGUUCUGGUGAACAAUGUUGGCAUCUCUUACUCCUACCCAGAGUUUUACCUGAAUAUACCGGACUUGGAAAACUUCAUCACUACAAUGAUCAAUGUCAACAUCACCUCCGUGUGUCAUAUGACUCGUUUGGUGCUGCCCAGAAUGGUUCAGAGGUCCAAAGGUGUGAUUCUGAACAUCUCCUCAGCCAGUGGCAUGUAUCCUGUUCCACUGCUGACUGUGUACUCCGCCUCCAAGGCCUUUGUGGACUUUUUCUCUCGUGGACUCCAUACUGAGUACAAGUGCAAGGGCAUCAUUAUCCAGAGUGUUCUCCCCUUCUUUGUGGCCACCAAGAUGACCAAGAUCAGGAAGCCCACCCUGGACAAGCCCACUCCUGAUCGUUAUGUUGCUGCUGAGGUGCAAACCGUCGGACUGGAAGAUCAAACCAAUGGUUAUUUCCCCCACGCGUUUAUGGGCUGGUGGUCUGCUGUCUUCGCACCCAUCCAACUGGUUCUCUACCUCGGUGCGCGGAUGAACAAGGCUCAGCGUGGAGGUUACCUGAGGAGGAGAAAACUGAGAUAAGCCGAUCGGAUUUGACCUGAGCUGACCAAAGAAAAACAUCAGGCCCAGACUUGACUACAAGCCCCUGCUGUUUAGUUUACACGGAAGACCAUUGGCCAUAUCCAUACGUACAAUGACUUUGUAUGUUUUUGUAUCUGUCUAGGUUUUUUUAUAUACAUAUUGCUUGAAUAUUUGUACUAUUUGUUUUCCUUUCGUGUGUGUGUGUGUGUGUUGGAAAUUGUAUACAAAUGGCAAAAAGGCUUACAAACUGUGAUCUUGUUGGUUCAGUAAUGUAGAUUUCAGAACAACGGAAAGUUUGUAUUCAUUAUUUUUUUUCCGUGUUUUAUGUCCCACAUCCUGGAUUACUUUGUGCCUUAGUGCCCUGAAUCUUGAUAGCAUGACCAAAACAUCCUCUCACUACGUGCCUUGUUUUCUAUAGACCACCUAAGGUUUAUUCUUACGGUUCAGAUCUUCCAUCUUUUUCUACUAUAUUUUUAGGUUUGAAUAUUUAAAGUGCUGGAAAUGUAUUGGUGAGUUUCACUGAUUUCCAUAAUGUAGGCUACUUCUAAUGGAACCAAAAGUCUUAGCUGAUAAACACCAUGGCAAUAUUAUAAUGUAAGAUGAAGCUAUCAUCUGAAGACCAAUGAGCAGGACCUUUGUCCCGUGAGCAGUUGGUUGCAUUUUCAAAGUAGCGCAUCCAUCAACUACCAAAGAAUGAACCCAUAAUGGAAUGUAUUCAGCGCUGCGUUAUCUUAUUGUGUAGCACAAUCCUGUUUGGCUGGAUUUUCACCACUGGCUUUUGGCCUAAUUUAGUGUUUGUCUGACAGAGGUAACUUGCAACCAAUGCUUUCUCAUGAAUAUUUUGUAUGGAAACAUGCACUGCCAAAUAUGUGACAUACAAUCUUGUUUGUUAAUAAAGUUUACAACUUC
This is a messenger RNA of Alosa sapidissima (American shad), 1950 nucleotides long. It is a transcript of the gene hsd17b12a, whose product is annotated as hydroxysteroid (17-beta) dehydrogenase 12a. Gene Ontology annotation, molecular function: oxidoreductase activity. Gene Ontology annotation, cellular component: endoplasmic reticulum. Lineage: Eukaryota; Metazoa; Chordata; Actinopteri; Clupeiformes; Clupeidae. The coding region runs from base 94 to 1041 and encodes 315 amino acids. The transcript is spliced from 11 exons. The record is from RefSeq and is a predicted model, not a curated record.